CCCCGCGAGCACAUGACUCGCAAUGGCCGCGGCCGCCGCUCGUUAAGCUUCCCCCCUCCUCCUCCCCUCCCACAGCCUCCAUUCCCCCCGAGUGUCCCCCCCCCCCCCCCACACCCAUCCCCGGUCCCGUCCCUUUUCCCCUUCCCUUUUUUUUCCCGGCUCCCCCCCCACCCCGUUUCCACUCCUCCACCCCAAUUUACCUCGCACUUUAGGCCGGGUCGCUCCGUGCCGCCGCCAUGCAACAGCAGCAGCCGCCGCCACCGGGCGCUUCCCGGGUUUGAGGGUCUCGGUGUGAAGGCUCGGUGAUCAGUGCCGCAGGAGCCGGUGCCGCCAGAGCGAACAGCUGCCGGGCAGCGCGUCGCCCGUGGGCCCCAUGCUCUGCUCGGCCCCCGUGCCCCGCGCCUGAGAGCCCCCCACCCCACACCGGAGAGCCGCCACCAUGGCCAGCAACAGCAGCUCCUGCCCCACGCCGGGAGGGGGGCACCUCAAUGGCUACCCAGUGCCCCCCUACGCCUUCUUCUUCCCCCACAUGCUGGGGGGGCUCUCGCCUCCCAGCACCCUGGCCGGAAUCCAGCACCAGCUGCCCGUCAGCGGAUACAGCACGCCGUCACCCGCCACCGUGGAGACGCAGAGCACCAGCUCCGAGGAGAUCGUGCCCAGCCCCCCUUCGCCCCCGCCGCUGCCCCGCAUCUACAAGCCCUGCUUCGUCUGCCAGGACAAGUCCUCGGGCUACCACUACGGGGUGAGCGCCUGCGAGGGCUGCAAGGGCUUCUUCCGUCGCAGCAUCCAGAAGAACAUGGUGUACACGUGCCACCGGGACAAGAACUGCAUCAUCAACAAGGUGACGCGCAACCGCUGCCAGUACUGCCGCCUCCAGAAGUGCUUCGAAGUCGGCAUGUCCAAGGAGUCCGUCCGCAACGACCGGAACAAGAAGAAGAAGGACGUGCCCAAGCCGGAGUGCUCGGAGAGCUACAUCAUCACUCCUGAGGUGGAGGAGCUCAUUGAGAAGGUGCGCAAAGCUCACCAGGAGACCUUCCCUGCCCUCUGCCAGCUCGGCAAAUACACUACGAACAACAGCUCGGAGCAGCGGGUCUCGCUGGACAUCGACCUGUGGGACAAGUUCAGCGAGUUGUCCACCAAGUGCAUCAUCAAGACGGUGGAGUUUGCCAAGCAGCUCCCCGGCUUCACCACGCUCACCAUCGCCGACCAGAUCACCCUCCUCAAAGCCGCCUGCCUCGACAUCCUGAUCCUGCGGAUCUGCACGCGCUACACGCCGGAGCAGGACACCAUGACCUUCUCGGACGGGCUGACGCUGAACCGCACGCAGAUGCACAACGCCGGCUUCGGGCCCCUCACAGACCUGGUCUUUGCCUUCGCCAACCAGCUGCUGCCGCUGGAGAUGGAUGAUGCCGAGACGGGGCUGCUCAGUGCCAUCUGCCUCAUCUGCGGAGACCGUCAGGACCUGGAGCAGCCUGAUAAAGUGGACAAGCUGCAGGAGCCGCUGCUGGAGGCGCUGAAGAUCUACGUGAGGAAGAGGAGGCCCAACAGGCCCCACAUGUUCCCCAAGAUGCUCAUGAAGAUCACGGAUCUCCGCAGCAUCAGCGCCAAGGGCGCCGAGCGGGUGAUCACGCUGAAGAUGGAGAUCCCGGGCUCGAUGCCGCCCCUCAUCCAGGAGAUGCUGGAGAACUCGGAGGGCAUGGACACGCUGGGGGGGCAGGCGGGCAACCUGGGCCCCCCCCCGGGGAGCUGCAGCCCCAGCCUUUCGCCCAGCUCCAACCGCAGCAGCCCGGCCACUCACUCGCCGUGACCCGCGCCCGGCGCGCGCCAGGACAGAGCCCGGCAACGCCGGCACACGCAGCCCCGGGGGGGGGUCACGACACCCUGUGCCU
Colius striatus (speckled mousebird) is the source of this 1889-nucleotide messenger RNA. It is a transcript of the gene RARA, whose product is annotated as retinoic acid receptor alpha. NCBI's taxonomy places the organism in Eukaryota, Metazoa, Chordata, Aves, Coliiformes, Coliidae. Gene Ontology annotation, molecular function: nuclear receptor activity; nuclear glucocorticoid receptor binding; RNA polymerase II cis-regulatory region sequence-specific DNA binding. The record is from RefSeq and is a predicted model, not a curated record. Gene Ontology annotation, biological process: regulation of transcription by RNA polymerase II; retinoic acid receptor signaling pathway; cellular response to corticotropin-releasing hormone stimulus. Gene Ontology annotation, cellular component: nucleus; transcription regulator complex. The transcript is spliced from 9 exons. Bases 440 to 1807 code for a protein of 455 amino acids.